AUGUCGGGAUUCGCGUGGGCCUCAUCGGCCGGGUCUUCUUUGGCCAUCCUCGUCUGUCUCUUCUACGUUCCCCAUCUGAUGAACCAGGUGGACGAGAUCCGCAGCACCGUGGCCGUGCGCAUGGACAAGUUCCGCGUCAGCGAGCAGGGCGUCUGGGCCAAGCUCCAGGCGUCUCGCGUUGGACGUGCCCGUGUCACCCGUCAGGCAUACGGCAACCAGCAGUGCCAGUGCGACUCGUUCAACCGUUGCCCGGCCGGACCUCCCGGAGAGCCCGGAAUCAAUGGAGAACACGGAACCCCCCGGUACCCCCGGACCCAAGGGAGUUCCCGGACUCCCUGGACG
Molecule: messenger RNA, 342 nt
Organism: Mesorhabditis spiculigera
Lineage: Eukaryota; Metazoa; Nematoda; Chromadorea; Rhabditida; Rhabditidae
Source: the annotation of a GenBank genome assembly